Messenger RNA from Dreissena polymorpha, 2823 nucleotides. RefSeq names its product putative nuclease HARBI1. The transcript is spliced from 5 exons. NCBI's taxonomy places the organism in Eukaryota, Metazoa, Mollusca, Bivalvia, Myida, Dreissenidae. The coding region runs from base 157 to 552 and encodes 131 amino acids. The record is from RefSeq and is a predicted model, not a curated record.
UUACUCGAGACUAAGAGCGAACAACCAGUUGUCCCCCAUUCAGGUUUUCCAAAUGUUAUUGGUGUCAUAGACUGCACCCAUGUGAAAGUUCUGGCACCAAGAGAAUAUGAGGCUGACUACGUAAAUCGCAAAGGCUACCAUUCACUCAAUGUACAGAUGGUGUGCGAUUCUGGCUAUCGUUUUCUGAAUGUGGUGGCAAAGUGGCCAGGAAGUGUGCAUGAUGCCAGGAUAUUUAGAAAUUCCUUACUUUGUCAGCAUUUAGAAAACGGAACUCUUGAUGGAUGUAUCUUGGGUGACAGUGGGUACCCCAGUAGACGUUAUCUGAUGACCCCUUACUUACAAACAAGGAACAGGGCACAGGAAAGAUACAACCGAUCACUACUGAGGACCAGGGUUAUUGUGGAGCAGGCAUUUGGCGUUUUGAAACGUCGCUUUGCUUGCUUGGCGUAUGGCCUGCGAUGCCACCCUGGAAGAUGCUGUAGCAUUAUCAUUGCUACUGUAUUCUUACACAAUUAUGGACUUGACUGUGGUGACAUCUUGGAACCCAAUUAGGAUAUGGAUGUAAAUCAACCCCCCAACAUUGUUCAUCAAGAAAACAACAAUGGAAUUCAAUACAGGGAUAUAUUUGCUGAACGUUAUUUUUCUUAAAAGUUUUCCUUGCAUGUAUAUACAUAUGUGUUGCGUUCUGAAAAAAACUGGGCAUAAUGCAUGUACAUAAAGUGUUGUCCCAGAUUAGCCUGUGCAGUCGGCACACGCUAAUCUGGGACAACACUUUACGCAUACCGGUAUGCAUUAUGCCUAGUUUUCUCAGAACGCAACUCAUAUACAGACAGGAAAUGUUUAUGACACAGGUAUGCCCCCCCCUAAAUGCUAUAAUAUCAACACAACUAUAUAAAAUAAAUGUUAAAUACAUAUUGCUUUGUAUGAAAAACAUAACAAAUAACAAUUAAUUUAACCCUUUCCCACUUGGAAGCAAAGUGAAAAUUGCUAUGAGCAAACAGCAUAAAUCCAGAACAGCCUGCAUGUAACACGCUGUCUGUUCAGGAUUUAUGCUGUUUGCUGCUCGUCCGUAUCUUGGGGUUGGAAGUGUGGCCUUUAAAAGUUGAAUUUAUUAAGAAGUCUUUAAUUAAAUUUAGUUUUCUUAGGACUUCAAAUCCGUCAAAAUACGUAUCUAAGUGAUAAAGGGUUAAAGAAACAAUGUCAAGAUUUAAUGGCAAGAAAUUAUCUAUUUGUUUCAAUAUAAGUGUUUUGUUGAGUUCAUGUAUUUCCUUUUCUUGGACAAUUUUAUUUUCAUAGUAAAUCUUCUUUGCCUCCCAGGCUCUAAUCUCGCUGGUAAUUCGCCGGCUUUCAAGAUCGUAUAACUCUUCCUCCACAUCAACCUUCCGUUUCUUCAUUGAUUUCUUGCCUGCAUGAUAAUAAAACACAAUAUAUUAUAGUAUUUGCUUUGUGAUAGUUCAUGCUUUAAAAUGAAUAUCCUGAUUGGAUUCCAAGAUGUCGCCACAGUCAAGUCCAUAAUUGUGUAAUUACAUGUAUACAGUAGCAAUUAUAAUGCUACCUUUUUUGAGCUUACUUGAUUUCUCAGGUGAGCUUUUGUGAUCGGUCUUUGUCCGUCGUCUGUCGUCCACAUUUGGUUUGAAAACACUCUAUAGGCCACAUUUCUUGUCCGAUCUUCAUGAAACUUGGUCAGAAGAUUUGUCCGAAUGAUACUUUGAUCGAGUUCGCAACUGGGUCAUGCUGGGUCAAAAACUAGGUCAGUAGGUCAAAAUAAGAAAAACCUUUUACACACUGUAGAAGUCACAUUUCAUGCACAAUCUUCAUGAAACUUUGUCAAAAUGUUUGUCUUAAUGACAUGAUGGUUGAAAAAUAUGGCUGGCAGGGGUGGGGGUUGACGCAGUUUCCUUAUAUUUAUAUAGUAAAAAAGCUUGUGAACACUCUAUAAGUCACAAUUUUUGCCCAAUCAUCAUGAAACUUGGUGAAAACAUUGGUUUAAUUAAUAUUUCAGAUGAGGUUGAAGAUGGUCCCGAUUGGUCUAAAAACAUGAUGGCCAAGGGAGUGGGACUGUUUUUAGUAUAUGAGUAUAGAGAAACCUUGUGAACUCUCUAGAAGUGAUAUCGUGAAACUUAAUCAAGACUUUGGUUUUAUUGAUAUCUCAGACAAGUUGGAAAAGGUCUCAGUUUGGUGCAAAAAAACACACUUUUUAGCUCACCUGAUUGCUCAGGUGAGGUUUUGGGGUUGGUCGUUGUCAGCCGUAUGUCAGUCCGUCCACAUUUGGUUUUUAAACACUCUUGCAUUCACAUUUCCCAAGCAUUCUUAAUCGAAGCUAUAUGGCUACAAGAUAUGAGUCAAGUUUGGUAAUGAGCAAAAUCACAUAAUAAAUGACAGAAUUAUUGUCCUUAGAUUGUCCAUGAUGAUACUUGACCAGGAUGUUUUUCUUGAUGAUAUCAAUGCAAAGUAUGACAUUGGUUCAUGUGGGAUCAAAAUCUUGGUCACAAGGUUCAAAUUUUUCAAAAACCUUUUAAAAAGGGUGAGCGAACUAGGGCCAUCUUGGCCCUCUUGUUUUUAAACAAGUUCUAAUUUGAUUAUGGUGAUUUCUUAUGAAAAGCGUGUUAACAAUUACUUAACCUUUUAUAAUACAUGUAUUGUUUUAAGUGGCUUAUAAUCACCUCUGUUUUUCUCUGGUGUCACUCCUGUAGAAACAUCCGACUCCAAGAGUAUCUCGUAUCUGUUAGAAAAUUAUUGAUAUUGAAAGAAACUUAUUUCUACAAUUGAUAAACCAUAUUUAAUGUAUUUUUCCACAGAAAUAAAAUAAGGGAAAUUUACAAA